AUGGGUUUGCCCAAGAGCUUCCUCAGUUUUGUCCUCCCUAUAUUUUUGCUAUUCCUUUCAGUUUCACCCACUGAGCUUAAGCAAACUUACAUCAUUCAAAUGAAACACCAAGACAAACCUUUCCAUUACGCCACACACCACGACUGGUACUCCGCUCACUUCCAAUCCCUCUCUGGCUCCGAUUCCUCUCUCCUUUACACUUACAUCGACGCAUUCAAUGGCUUCGCUGCCAAACUUGACUCGGACCAAGCCGAAUCACUCCGCCGAUCCGACGUAGUCCUCGGUGUUUACAAAGAUAUCCUCUAUCCCCUCCAUACCACUCGCACCCCCCAGUUCCUUGGCCUCAACACCGAAUCCAGCCAGUACACUCAUUUCCUCGAACAAGCGUCUCACGACGUUAUUAUCGGUUUUUUAGAUACUGGUAUCUGGCCAGAGUCUAAAAGCUUCGACGAUUCGGGUCUACCAGAGAUCCCGAGCCGCUGGCGAGGCGAGUGCAAACCCGGACCCGAUUUCAGUUCCACGGUUUGUAACAAAAAACUCAUCGGCGCACGAAGCUUCUCCAAAGGUUAUCAGAUGGUCUACACCGGUGGACGACUCUUGAAGGAGGCCGUGUCACCUCGCGACCAAGACGGUCAUGGGACGCACACUGCAAGCACUGCAGCCGGGUCUCCAGUGACUAACGCCAGUCUCUUCGGUUACGCGAUUGGUACAGCGCGUGGGAUGGCCACUCACGCGCGCGUUGCAAUGUAUAAAGUAUGUUGGAACAAUAUGUGCUGUGGAUCUGAUAUUCUUGCGGGUUUGGAUUGGGCUAUAAACGAUGGUGUUGAUAUUCUUUCACUCUCGAUCGGUGGUGGGCCAGCUCCGUAUUUCCAAGAUCCCAUUGCAAUUGGAGCCUUUACGGCGGUUGAAAGGGGCAUUUUUGUUUCUUGCUCAGCCGGGAACAGUGGGCCCAUACCGGCCACCGUAAUCAAUGCGGCUCCGUGGAUAAUGACAGUUGGAGCGGGGACUUUAGACCGAGAUUUCCCUGCUUUUGUUUCACUCGGGAACAAAAGACGAUUCGCCGGUGCGUCUCUAUAUAGUGGACAAGGAAUGGGGAAUAAACCAGUUGGUUUGGUUUAUGAGAAUGGUAGAAACAAAUGGAGUAGCUUGUGUUUACCUGAUUCACUGGAACCGGAUUUGGUCCGUGGGAAAGUGGUUGUGUGCGAUAGAGGGGUGAUCUCAUGUGAGGAGAAAGGAGAGGUUGUACGCGACGCGGGUGGAGUUGGGAUGAUACUCACGAACAUGGCCGCAAACGGUGAGGAAUUGGUGGCUAACAGUCACUUAUUACCAACUGUAGCGGUGGGGUGCACAGCAGGGGAUUUGAUCAAGAAGUAUUUGAGGUCUGAUCCUAGUCUGACGGCUCUGCUGACUUUUGGUGGGACCGUGUUAAAUGUGCGGCCUUCACCCAAGGUCGCAGCGUUUAGUUCAAGAGGGCCCAACAUGGUGACCCCAUAUAUCUUGAAGCCGGAUGUGAUUGGGCCUGGGGUUAAUAUCUUGGCUGCUUGGUCUGAGGUUGUUGGGCCUACUGGAUUGGACACAGACACUAAGAAGACCCCAUUCAAUAUUGUCUCAGGUACAUCAAUGUCUUGCCCGCAUAUAAGUGGAUUGGCAGCACUUUUAAAAGUAGCUCAUCCACAAUGGAGUCCAAGCGCAAUCAAAUCUGCCCUAAUGACUACUGCCUACACUCAAGACAACACCAAAUCCCCUCUUCGAGAUGCUGCAAGUGGAGCACUUUCCAACCCAUGGGCUCAUGGAGCCGGUCAUGUAGAUCCACAUAAAGCCCUCUCUCCAGGCCUUAUAUACGAUAUCUCAACUGAGGAUUACAUCCCCUUCUUGUGCUCCUUGGACUACACAGUUGAUCAAGUCCAAACCAUUGUCAAACGCUCCAAUGUUACGUGCUUUAGAAAAUUUUCCAACCCUGGUGAACUCAAUUACCCAUCAUUCUCUGUCUUGUUUGAAAACAAUGGGAUUGUUCGAUAUACACGGGUGUUGACGAAUGUCGGUGCUGCUGGAUCUGUCUAUCAUGUGACUAUUGAUGUGCCAACAUCGGUGGCUGUGACAGUAAAGCCUACAAGGCUUGUUUUUGGAAAAGUAGGGGACAAACAGAGUUACACUGUUACAUUUGUGGCCAAGGGAGAUGAAUCCAAAGCGGCUAAGUCUGAAUUUGGAUCAAUUGUUUGGAGCAACGCCCGACACCAAGUUAAGAGCCCAGUUGCUUUUGAAUGGACAAUUGUGAGAUCAAAGUCUAAGCUGUUCCCGAGUUUUUUUCUUCUUUGGGUUCCACCAAUACUUUUGGUUUUGGUUUUGGUCUAUUUUAGGUAUCUGCCCUUGCUGCAAACUAUUGCCUCUUCCCUUUGCUGCAUGAUGAAAGAAGUGACAUUAAGUGUGAACUAUUACCUUUUCUCUUUGCUCCAAAAUGAAAGAAGUGACAUCAGCUGUGAAAUCGCUUAG
Molecule: messenger RNA, 2490 nt
Organism: Quercus lobata
Lineage: Eukaryota; Viridiplantae; Streptophyta; Magnoliopsida; Fagales; Fagaceae
Product: subtilisin-like protease SBT1.8
Exons: 2
Coding region: 1-2490 (829 amino acids)
Biological process (GO): proteolysis
Molecular function (GO): serine-type endopeptidase activity
Source: RefSeq, a predicted model, not a curated record